AUGUUAGUGAGUUACAUCCAAGAUGUUUCAUCUCUACACUUCACAGCAUACAUGCCCAAGUCAGAAGAUGCAGGAGGCGCGGAGUUUGACGGCGCGUCGGCGCAGCAAUCGCCACCUUUUCACUUGGGCUGCGGUGAUCGGUCUUACAUAACGCUGCAGACGCCGGAGAAGUGGCGCUUGCCGCCCCAAGACGAUGACGUCCAGCCAGUGCAGCAGCCCCCGACGCGAUCGCCCGGGAGUCCCUCCUCCACUUCUACUCUGCCUUUUUCUCCGUUACCGUCCUCUAACGCCUCUCAGUCCCUCUCCGUGAGUAGCUCACUGUGGCCUCAGGUUUUGCUCGGUGACGAAGUUGAGCAGCACUGUCGCGCACCUCAUUUACCCGUUCCUCCGGUCUCCACCACUCUGCAUAUUUCCACUACCUCCUCAUCAACGUUCACAUCGCCAGUGCGGCCAUCUUCCCCUCCGUGUCAAGGACGCAGCCGACGUUCGCUUGCCAUGUUUUUCACUAGUACUGGUGCUGCGUUAUCCUUGCCACCAAAGAAAAAAGACAUCUAUAGGCCAUAUUCUUUGGAAGAUCGACCUAUCUGUCAAUUCGAUGAACUUGGAACACCUGCUGACGAUAUUUUAAAUGCAGCUCGCGCUAUUUUGGAUUUAAGCGCGUCUACUAUUUCGAUGAGUCAUCCGCGAACAGUGGAGCCGCACCCCGUGCCACCCUCGCCGCCUUCCUUGCCUCUGCAACCGCAACAUGCCACGCAUGACGAUUCUGUGAGCGAUAUCGACGCUGCACCCGUCCCCGCAAAGGAAGAGAAGCAUGCUUCUUCCACUCCAGCCCUUUGCUCCCUUUCAGGAACCUCGGGUAAGACUGUGGCGUAUACCUACGAGGCAUUCUUCGUGAGUGACGGCCGUUCGAAGAGAAAGACGGUGGGAGCGGUUCCGUCCGACUCGAGGCAAGGCAACGCACGGCCCCGGUUCGUGUGCUCCGAGUGCGGCAAGCAGUACGCCACGUCGUCCAACCUGUCGCGCCACAAGCAGACGCACCGCUCCCUGGAUUCGCAGUCGGCCAAGAAGUGCGUCACGUGCGGCAAGGCGUACGUGAGCAUGCCGGCUCUGGCGAUGCACUUGCUCACGCAUAAGCUGUCGCAUGCGUGCGGGGUGUGCGGGAAGCUGUUCUCGCGGCCGUGGUUGCUGCAGGGCCACCUGCGCUCGCAUACCGGCGAGAAGCCGUUCGGGUGUGCACACUGCGGUAAGGCGUUUGCUGACCGCUCCAACCUCCGCGCGCACAUGCAGACCCAUUCGGCUGAUAAGAACUUCGCCUGCCCGCGCUGCCGCAAGUCCUUCGCUCUCAAGUCCUAUCUCAACAAGCACCUCGAGUCCGCUUGCUUUAAGGACGGCGAGGAGCAGUCGAUAACUGCGCUCGAACACUCGGAAUCUUCCUGCAACGAGGUUGAAGUGGAGGGUAGACGAUACUCCUCCGAUAAUUAA
Messenger RNA from Gryllus bimaculatus (two-spotted cricket), 1482 nucleotides. The record is from the annotation of a GenBank genome assembly. Lineage: Eukaryota; Metazoa; Arthropoda; Insecta; Orthoptera; Gryllidae.